AUGCGAAUCCGCGCCAACCUGCUUCUGGCAGCCGUACUUGUGCUGUUGUUGGCGGUAUCUUUCCAGGCUUCGGGCUCGCCUACCGGGUGCAUCUCUCUGGGAGACCCGAUCAAAGACGGCAAGGAGGCUCGGACAAUCACCUGUCGUCUGAAGGAUGUAGUAAGCUUCUUCGGGCGCCAGAAUAAACCGAUUAGCGAAGAAGAAUCUGAGAGAAUCCGGAGGCAAAUCAACGAUCUGAAGGCAAAAAUUCAGGCUGAGUCGCUCGGGAAGGCAGGGGUUGGGGUCGGCUACAUCACGUUCGGCCGCGACCGCAACGAAGAGAAGGAGUAUGCCAUCAAGCUUCUCGAAAAACUCAAGAAUGCCCCUCCACACGGUGAAAAGAUCAUCACCAGUGAAGGAGAAGACUACAUCACUGUGAACUACUGCAGUAUAAGCCCCAGCGAAGAUAAGCAGAUCAAUGAAGAAUGUCUCACGAAGACAAGCAGCAACAUCGAGUCAACAGAGCUCGGUGAUGCACCCAGUCUCGACAGCUCGAGGUCCGCGUCUAGUCAUCCCAGCCUUCCACAAGAGGACAUGCUUUCUUCAGGACAGAGGCUUCUCAAACGAAUGUUUACUUGCUUCGGUGGAGGCGGGGGCAGCAGAAGGGACGGCGGCGGAGGCAGAAGAAGGAAGAAAGGGAAGGGGUCUGCUCAAAGUAUCUCGAAAGAAGAGCUCAACGAAGUAUUCAAAGAAGAUGUCGCGAUGGAAGAAAAGGAGCAUGGGUUUCAGGACAUCCAAUAUGAGAAUGAAAGAGAACAGAAUUACGUCGAAGGCGAACUGCAGGACUUCCUACGAGAAUACUUCGGCAGCAAUAACUUUUUCAUGGAAACAGACGAGCAUGGCAAUCGCAAAGAAGGGGCAUUGAGGCUUUAUUAUAACAAAGCCACAACUGGAAAUUCGACGGCCUUUAGGAUCUACUAUGGCACGAGCGAAGAGAUCGAAAAAGGCAGAGAAACGUAUGAUUCGACUUAUGAAUCCAGUAGCAACCAGCCGCCUCACGCACCGGAACCCGCUGGACACGUCAGCAAUCUGCCACCUCAUGCAUCAACCUCCGGUGACAACCCGAAUACGGAAAUAGGUAUCGGACAGCUCGUGGAAUUUCCGGCCACGAUAGGGCCGAGAUGA
Molecule: messenger RNA, 1164 nt
Organism: Acaromyces ingoldii
Lineage: Eukaryota; Fungi; Basidiomycota; Exobasidiomycetes; Exobasidiales; Cryptobasidiaceae
Exons: 3
Coding region: 1-1164 (387 amino acids)
Source: RefSeq, a predicted model, not a curated record